Messenger RNA from Gasterosteus aculeatus aculeatus (three-spined stickleback), 4079 nucleotides. RefSeq lists its product as uncharacterized. Lineage: Eukaryota; Metazoa; Chordata; Actinopteri; Perciformes; Gasterosteidae. The record is from RefSeq and is a predicted model, not a curated record.
GCAGGUAAUGUAAGAGAAGCAGGAAGUACACUCAUAAAUUCUGGAGCACAAACCAACACAGAUUAUUAUUAUUAUUUCAGCCCCAAAUAUGGACAUUAAGACCGGGGGGAAACACUUUGACCGGCCCGACUGAAGACAUGAGACAACCUUUGCUGCUUCUCAGUCUGUCGCUGGCAGUCCUCCUCUGGGCCAGCGCGCGGGCUCAGAACCAGGUCGAGAUCAAGUUCCAGACGGACCCGGUGCUGGUCCAAACCGGUUCAGAGAUCGUGUUGACGGUGCUGACGGUGCUGACGGCGCCCCAGGUUUUCAACGUGCUGUGGCAGUACCAAGGAGUGGGCGUGGCUCAGUGGAGCCAAACGGGCCCGUCCACCAACGCGGGGACCCAGUUCGAGGGCAGGAUCGCCGUCACGGCCAACCAGCUCCGAAUCAAAGGCGCCCAGCUCCGAGAUGCGGGGGCCUUCACCGUGACCGUUGAGCCCGCUGCUACAACAGGCCUGCGACCAAACUCUGGAUCUGUUCAGCUGAGGGUGUUUGAGGCGGUUGCCGGGGUGACUCUGCAGGUCCCCUCCAUAGCGGUGGAGGGGAGAAACGUGUCUCUGAGCUGCACGUGGACCAGCGGGACAGAGAUCACGGUCCAGUGGGGCAAGGGAGGCGCGUCCGUCCCCGCCGACCCCAGCAUCACCAUCUCGGGUGGCUCGCUGGUCAUAAACCCGGCCAGACGGGGGGACGCCGGGGACUACUCGUGUACCGCCAGCAACCCCGUCAGCGCCCAAACCGCCACCCAGCGGCUCACUGUUUACUAUGGCCCGGACACGCCGGUGCUGACCAAGGUUUCCCCGAAAGUAUGUGUCGGCGGCGGGGACGUGAUGGUGGGACAGACCGCGCGUCUCACCUGCACGUCCGACUCGCUGCCCCCCGCCCUCUUCUCGUGGCAGCGUGGCGGGCAGGCGGUGGCGUCCGGACAGCCGGACAGCGGGGUGCUCACCGUCCAGACCUUCUCCACCCAAGAGAGCGCGCGCUACGUCUGCACGGCCAGAAACGCCCUCAUCGGCAGCACGUCGCAGCAAGGCACGGACCUGACCAUCGUAGCCACAUGUCUGGAUGUAGGGGAAGUGGUGGGGAUUGUGAUUGGAUGCUUGCUGCUGAUCCUAAUCAUCGUGCUCCUCGUCGUGCUCAUUGUCUUCCUCAUACGAAGGCGGAGGGCACAACAGAGACACAGUGAUAGUGCCGUGCUCAUGCAGAAGACCAACCCACAUCUCAGGCCUGUACCUCCAGAUCCACUACCUAAUGGUGCAAGGGAUUUGGGCCAAGGUCCCCCUCCCCCGCUCUAUCACUCGAACACGCACACCCUUCAGCCUGACCGCGCGCACACAGACCCGCGAGCAGAUCGCGGCGACCCGCAGCAGCUGAGCGGCGUGCCAAACGCCGACACACAACAGCAGAACGGUCGCACGCGCACAAGCGGACUCCUACCCAACGCAUCUCAGAAUGCCAAUUCGGACCCGCGCAACGGCAUCGACAACCGGACCUUCACGCACACCGAUGCUCCGAAUGCCACCGCGCAGCCACAAAACCCCGACGUUGUCAUCCGGGCCGGGGAUCACCAGGUCAGCCUGAACACGCUGCAGCAAAACAACCGUGCACAAAUGCCCACCAUUCAUGUCAACCUCACCUCGUACCCAAACACCGGUCAGCAGGCUCAGGGAGAAAACGCAUUUCCGUUGACCGACACGAACGAUCGCAACGCUUCGCGAAAUCAACAAACCGUGACCCAUACAGGGCAAUCACAUCCCAGAAUGCAAAGUGGGCAGUCGUACCGCAGUGACCCCCGGGCGAAUGGUCACCAGGAUCAGCCUGGCCUAGUCCAGACUGGAUACACACACUAUAAUGGAAAUAACACAUCUCAGCGAAACGCCAACACGCAGACGUACGGGCAGCAGCCAGAACCUCCUCGCCGGGCCGACAGGAACUCAUGGGAUCUUCUGAGAGGGACACCAGCGUAUCCCAGUGGCACUCCUCAAAGAGGACAGACAGCGCCUGAGUACACUUCUGACUACACAGACUACACAGACUACACCACCCAUCCACCCAUACGAGAGUUGAGCGCGCCAAACCGAUCCCAGCCUCCACCUCAGAGCCGAACCACUUCGCGGAGCAGAGCUCCGCCCAGUUCACCGCCAACGGACAGACGGACGCGGAGCCGCUCGGCCGAUGUUCAAGGCCCGAGUGGUCGCGGUGUAACACGGUUUGAGGCUGAGCACCACACACAGAGAGGCGGCCACACACAAAGGGAGGGCGCUCAGCGAGACAUCAGAGGCUCGUCUGGUGGCCAGAGCGCCCCCGGGCAGGAAGCCACGCACGACAAUAACCCCCAGGCGCUGCCCGUCGUGAGCCGCUCUGCUCUGCCACAAGGACCGGGGACACAACAGGGGCCGACUACGCCGCGGGCUGCGGAUUCAAGAGCUUUGGCUGAUCCUAAUCACCUUGCACAGGCACACAUGGCCCAGCAACACAGAGCCGCGCCGGUCCAAACGGCACCGCAAGGCCCGGGCAAACAGACACAACUUGUCACAAACGGCGCCAAUCGGCCCGGCCAAGGAGGCACGGCUCCAGUCCCGCACUCCUCUGCCCGGCGUAAUCCGGGCGAUCUGACCCAGGCUGCCCUCACAGCCCACACCAAGGGGGCUCAAGUGUUUCAGAGUCGGAGGCAACAGACCCAGGCGGCUCUGCUUCAUUCCGAAGAGCAGGCACGGGUCCUCGCUGCUCGCCACGCGCCGACGCCUCCCCCGGCGAUCCCCCUCGCGCAGUUCCAGACCCUCCCCAAGAAGAACCAGCACAGAUCACCUGCCAGAGGCGCUCAGCCCGCGAGACCCCCUGUUAACGUACCGGUGGCUCAGCGGCCCGCACGAGUCCGUCUGCGGCCCGCCGACCAACACCGCCGUCCCGGGGAUGGCGGACGGGGGCAACAACCCCGCGCCCCCCAACCACAGAAGCAUCAGGCACCCAGAGGGAGACCCAGAUGAUGGCAGAUACUACAGACUGCAGCCUGCGACUGUCUUGCAUGGAUCCACUGACACAAGCAAACAGCUGACAGACGUGAUCCAACACCCCGCCGAGCAAGACUGACUGCACAAAGUGUCACUCCCAGCAGCGCUGCCGUACCCCAGCGCCUCAUGCAGUCCGCUUCAAAUGAGCGAAAUGUCUCCUAUGGGGAUGUUAUAAAUGUCUUACUUUACUAGAAAGAAGUAUGUAUCUCAAGGGAGGGGGCCAAUGUGCAUAAUCACAGAACCUACGUGAUGAUACUGAAGCAUGUUUUCAUGAUCAAACCCCCCCCCCCCUCCCUCCCCUCCUCUCACCAAACACUAAGCCCACAUGUAUUGUGCUGCUAUGACUUCUGAAGCUGUGGUCAUGCAUCAGCGUAGACAGGUUCAGUGAUCCAUAGCUCCAGACCAAGCUCACCUCCCAUCUUCCAUUUAUCAUCAAAAGUUAUCAACACUACCUUGACAAGCGGCCAUUGAUGUGCUGCCGUUAUAUUUGUGUUUCACCCGUUGGUGACGGACAGGGGAGGUGACAUUUAUAGAAGAAGAAAUGAUCCAUAUUGGUGGUCUUUUAUGUACAUGAAAGUAUUUAUUCAGCGCCUCGUGUUUACAGAGGCGUUUUACGACACUUCCUCUCGAUUAGGAAAAAGGUUGGCGCUCCGAUUUAAGGCUCUGCUAACUAGGGAGGGAGAUCCCACUAAUGGAUAUAGGCGCUUAUCAAUGGAAAGCUUUAAAUCAAUGGAAUGCUCUAAUUGAAAUAAUCAAACCCUCGCGUGACUGAUGUCAGCGCAAAGACUUCAUCCGCCAAGAUUUCUGUGGGGAAAAAGCACAAUGUAACAACGUGCUGUCCGCACUGGGUCGUGGACGGCACGUUUGUAAAAUGGGACGCCGGUCUUACUUUUACAGAUUUUGUAGUUAUUGAUUUAGAAUGUUUGUGCUUCAUUUUAAACGUGUUAAUGGAUUGUUCGGGUUACACCAAUCAAUUUCAAUGCCAUUAUUAUUCAAUAAAUCGUCUUUUCAUAUGGAAUUUCAUGGAUAAGA